Messenger RNA from Exaiptasia diaphana, 455 nucleotides. RefSeq names its product NADH dehydrogenase [ubiquinone] 1 beta subcomplex subunit 7. The transcript has 3 exons. The record is from RefSeq and is a predicted model, not a curated record. NCBI's taxonomy places the organism in Eukaryota, Metazoa, Cnidaria, Anthozoa, Actiniaria, Aiptasiidae. Gene Ontology annotation, cellular component: mitochondrion. Bases 49 to 294 code for a protein of 81 amino acids.
AGUUCCCAGUCUUUCAAYAACACGCGGUUGAUUACUUGUGGAGUCAAGAUGGCGGAGAAAAGAGAGAUGAAAGUGACUGCUCAAGAAAUGGCGGACGCAAGGAUCCCUUUGAAUGGACGUGAUUAUUGUGCUCAUCUAUUAAUUCCAUUGAUAAAGUGUCGUAAGGAGACAUACUAUGUACCGUGGAAGUGUAAACACGAGAAGCACGCCUGGGAUAAGUGUGAAUAUGAUGAUUUUAUGAGCCGAGUAAGAGAGAAACAAAGAUUGCAGCUUCAAGAAAAGGGACAUUUGUAACUAGAUCAGAACUAGUUCUUYUUGAUUUGUGUUUUUGAAAGGGCUUUCAAUCAAAUAUGUAAAUAAACAUGUAUUCAUUAGAUUUUGAUAUUUCUGAAACACUUUGCUUUUUCAAUGUCUUUACAAACUUAGCAAUUAAAGACAAAAGGAAUUGAAUGAUU